This is a messenger RNA of Tricharina praecox, 1305 nucleotides long. Its product is annotated as rab-GTPase-TBC domain-containing protein. NCBI's taxonomy places the organism in Eukaryota, Fungi, Ascomycota, Pezizomycetes, Pezizales, Pyronemataceae. The transcript is spliced from 4 exons. Bases 1 to 1305 code for a protein of 434 amino acids. The record is from RefSeq and is a predicted model, not a curated record.
AUGCCAGAACAGCCACAAGACCCAAUACCAGAAGCUAUCGCAGAUCCACCGCUCCCGCCUAUAGAACCCAGAGAUCGAUACGGAUUCAAGAAGCAGAGCCAAUACAUUUCGCUAGCGGAGUACGAAGAAUGGGAGGGGCGGUACAACGAGACGCUGGAGAGGCGACGGAAGAAAUGGGAUCAGCUGUUGCGGGAAUCCGGGUUGACGCCCGGAGAAGAGGGGCCAGUUAGGUUUCCACCCAAGUCGGCCAAAAUAAAACGAUAUGUGCGCAAAGGUAUACCUCCGGAAUGGAGAGGCGCAGCCUGGUUCUGGUAUGCGGGGGGUCAGAAGUAUCUCAGCAAGAAUGUGGGGGUAUACGAUAGUCUGGUUAAGAAGGGGUCGAUUGCGCCCGAUGCGGAGCUGAUCGAGCGAGAUCUUCACCGCACAUUCCCCGACAAUAUCAAAUAUAAGCCCGAUCCUCCUCCCGGGACGCGGAUGUCCAAGAUGCUGGAGAAGCAAUUCGAGACGCCUAUGGUGCAAAAACUUAGAAGGGUGUUGGGUGCGUUUGCUAUACAUGUACCGAGGAUUGGGUACUGCCAGAGUCUGAACUUUCUGGCCGGGUUGCUGCUGUUGUUUAUGCCGGAAGAGAAGGCUUUCUGGAUGUUGUUUAUCAUGACCCAGACGCAUCUGCCAGGAACUCACGAGAUGAACUUGGAGGGGAGUAGUGUGGAUCAAUGGGUACUCAUGACGAGCGUCCGAGAUAGUUUACCACACAUCUGGCAGAAGAUUGGUGGAGGAUUGGACGGUAGUGAGGUAGAGCUUAAUGGUACUGCACUUCCACCAGUCACACUGUGCACUUCAUCGUGGUUCAUGAGCGGCUUUAUCGGAAGCCUACCUAUCGAGUCCAUCCUUCGCGUCUGGGAUUGUCUCUGGUACGAGGGUUCGAAAACGCUCUUCCGCAUCGCCCUGACGGUGUUCAAAACCGGCGAGCCCCAGAUCAAAGCCGUCAACGACCCGAUGGAGAUCUUCCAAGUGGUGCAGACGAUUCCGCGACGGCUGAUCGAUGCCGGCGCGCUGAUCGAAGCCUGCUACCGUCGCCGCAACGGCUUCGGCCACCUCAGCCAAGAAACCAUCGAUGAGCGCCGGCAGGAGCGCCGCAACGUCUUUGCCGAAGAGCGUGCGCUCAUCGCCCGCGGCGUCCGACUCAGCAAGGAUGACGGUGCACUGCGCAGCACAGGAUUCGAUACUGCCUCCUCGCAUAAAGUUGGAGGCGGCCACCAUGGAGACUUGGGGAAGAAGUUUAAAAAGAUCUUGGUGAAGACGUAA